Cherax quadricarinatus is the source of this 6106-nucleotide messenger RNA. NCBI's taxonomy places the organism in Eukaryota, Metazoa, Arthropoda, Malacostraca, Decapoda, Parastacidae. The record is from RefSeq and is a predicted model, not a curated record.
GCCGGUUGUGGGGCCAAGACUUACUCUGAUUGUGAGCACCAACUCGCUCGCCUUAGUGUGACUUGCAAGGUGAUGGGGCACGUACUGCCCUCCUCGUACCUGCAUCACCCACUGAUCCUUGUAGGCACUUAAAUCCCUUGUCUUCCUACCAACUUUUUCUUGUGGGCAAGUGAUUUUUUCCUGGCAAUUGUAGACAGGCGAUCGUUCUUUUCGGUAGGUGACCCUUGUGGACAAGUCAUCUUUGUGAGCGCGUACUGCCCUCGUGCUUGCAUACCCACCACCUCUUGAAGGCAGUUCACUCUUUCUUGUGGAAAGGGUCAUUUUUGUGGGCAGGUAACCAUUCUUUGUGAGCAGGUGACCAUUGUAGGUCAUCUUUGUAGUGAAGUGAGUGUAGUGGAGCUACCAUGGAGUGAAGGAAUGUUGGUACUCAUGGUGAUGGGUUGUGUUGGAGGUUAUGAGUGAGUUGGUGGUGAAGCUGUGGCAGUAUGGCAGGCCAUCUCAGGAGGAGUGGUUCUCGUUACGGAGGGGCAGCAGGACCCCGCCCCGCCGUCGUCAUCCGCAAUAAGAGCGUCAGGAAGAGUAUCAGAGAAAUCAACGCUUUCCGCUACUCCAGCUUUGUCGACCUCAUCUACUUCGCCUCCAAGACUGAGGUGUGCAAGGCUCUGAACAAGACGCGGGGGUUAUACCAGCGGUGGGGAGAGCUGCAGGAGGAAGGAACCAUCGUCACUAGCAAGGAGCAACUCGACUGGACCAACACAGAGCUCCGUAACGCCCUCAGGUCCAUAGAGUGGGACCUGGAGGACCUCGAGGAGACUAUCGGUAUUGUGGAGAAGAAUCCCAGAAAGUUCAAGAUUGAUGGCGGCGAGCUAGCGGCGAGGAGGACCUUCAUCGAACACACCAAGGAGGAGGUUAAGUCCAUGAAAGAACGUCUCAACUUAACGAAGAAGGACAGAGACGUUACAGCAAGACAGAUUCCAGAAGAAGUGCCAGUGGAUGAUAACAGCCCACUCAAGAUGCCUCAGGUAGUGACCCAUGGAGCUACACGCUACAGCCGCCUCGUCAAUGAGGCAGAAAGUCCUAAUAGUGAAUUUAUUGAAAGAACUCUUGCUCAGCAACAGAUGAUUAUGAACCAGCAAGAUGGGCAGCUUGACCAGAUAGCAUCAUCAAUGGGGACUCUCAAGAACAUGUCACGUCAAAUUGGCCAAGAGGUCGAUGAGCAAGCUGUGAUGUUGGAUGAUUUUGGUCAUGAGAUGGAGAACACUCAGAGCAAAAUGGAAAAUACACUUAGUAAAAUGGCCAAAGUCAUGCACUUGUCUAAUGAUCGACGUCAGUGGGCUGCAAUUGGUGCACUUUCAGGAGUCUUAGCUGUAGUAUUAAUCCUUUUCUUUGUACUUUGAAUUUAUGUAUAAAGGUAUACAUAUACAAAAAAUAGGUUAUUGUUUGUAUGAAACUAACACAAAAGUAUUUUGAGCAUUUAUUUAAAUGCUGUAGAACCCUAGUUAUUUGCACAGAUUUAGAAUGUACUAACCUAAAACUUUUAUUUAUACUUUGCUAAAGAUUUUAAAAUAGAAAUAGAAGAUAAAGUGCUAUUUAAAAUUUAAAUAAUGCAGUAAAAUUAUCUUAAUAAAUUUGGUAUUUAUUUUAAUCAGGAGGAAGUACAAAACCUGUAGGGAUCAUGCGACUCCUAGGGGAUGAAGUAAUCAGGAUAAGUCCAAUUGUUUGGAUUCAGAAUCCCUCACUAGUACCAAAGCACCUCCCUUGAGGGGGACUAGGCUUCGUAAUAUAAAAACAUUAGUACUGUGGAUUAUAAGUUGAAGAACAAGGGCUCAGCAUUGCUAUUACUGUUAUAUAGCAUACUAACAAACAACUGCAGAUCACAAACUGCUUGUUUGGAGAAAGUAAAUCUAGUGAAUUUAUUAUAUUUUAUGCUGUUAAUUAAUGUGGCUAAAAGAAAGCAGAUUUUGUUCAUUGUGCUUUAUAAAAAUAGAUGCUAUUUAAGGCCAUUAAAUUAGGUUUAAGCUUUCUAGGUAUGUCGAGGUAAAAAUUAAACUAUGACUUACGGAAUGUUUCUGGAAAUACACAUCACACUAAUAGUGCUAAAUUUGUACAAAUCUUUAAUUGCUGGAAAUGUAUAUUAUAUUGAAAAACCAGCACUAACCCUGUACAAAUCAUACUGCUCAUGGAAAUUUUGAUAGAUGAAAGAUCAGUGUUUUUUAAAUGUUUUACUUUAUAAGAAUGAAUUUGCAUGUAAAAUUUUAUUAUGUUCCAAGUGAUAAAACACCAUCAUAAAUUUUUAAUAUCUGUCCAGCUUGUAUUUAUGACUGAACUAAUUUGAUUCCAAUCAUAAAUACAAGUUUGACACGGUGUAGUAAUUUUUUUUUAACACACUGGCUGUCUCCUACUGAAGUAGGGUGACCCAAAAAAGUAACGCUUUCACCAUCAUUCAUACUAUCACUGUCUCGCCAGAGGUACGCAGAUAUGACAGCUCAGGUGACCCUCGAAACAGCAAAUAUCCCCACCCCUCCUUUAGAGUGCAGGUACUGUACUUCCCACCUCUAGGACUCGAGUCUGGCUAAUUGGUUUCCCUGAAUCCCUUCACAGAAUUUUACUGUAUCCACAAAAAGAACUAAAUUUUUAAAUAUUGUAGUAGAGAGCCAUGUGAAGAAUUGAAAAACAUUGAACCAAUAGGUCAGAAAUUCUUCUGGAAUAUAGAGCUAAAUUUUUGAGAAAUUGAACAGCUUUCUGCUAUAAGUGUGGAAUCAGCCAGGUCAUGAUGGCUGUGGGUUUCCAGGCCACUAGCACAAAUAGCCUGGCUAACCAGGCAGUUAAGAAGGUCUGGCCCCAGGCUGGGCUGCAGGUGUAUGUGAGCCCUUGAAACCUCUUAUAGGUAUAUGAAUGUCCUUGCCCCCCAAAGAAAAAUUUUAAUUUUAUGUUUUAUCACUUGUAAAAUAGUACCAUUUUAAAACUUAUUUUGAGAGUAAAUAUUUCCGGAUUCAUUCCUUAAGCCUCGGUACUCUCGUACAACUUUUCAAGGAAUUAUGUCUCUCCACAAUAAUAAUGAAGUACUUUCCUAAUUGGAUAUGCCUUGAUGUUGGUGAGAGAGAGAGAGACUUGAUCCAAAGGAAUUCUACCUAUCCUCAGAUUGGAUGUGAUUGCUUCUAAUCCCCCAGGCACUGUAUGUCUCCUAUAGGGUUUAUACUCUCUUUUCUUCCCAUAAACUGGAUUGUUUUAUAAAAGAUAUGACUUAGUUGUGUGCCAUUGAAUGUUUGUGAUCAAUAAAUAUUGAAAACUGAGUGAUAAAAUGUGCAAAAAGGCAAAGGGUUCUGCUAUAUAAAUGAUUUUUGAAUAUCUUCAUAGCUUAUAAAAUCUUUAUCAGGAGAGCAUAAAUAUUUUGUAAUUGAAAAUAUUGAAUGGUUUAUUUGGAUAUGCUAGUUUGUACAGUGUAACUUAAGUACCAUAUGUGGUAAUUUAUUAGGAAGUAGAUUUUUUAAUAUGUUUUAGAUAUAGUCUAGGUCCACAUUGUGACCCUGUUGUCUUCCUGUGUACUGUAACUUAAUCCUAUAUUGACUUCUUUUCAUUUGCUUGAAGCUCUAUAAUUGUAGCAGCUUUAAGAUUUUUAAAUCACAUUAUAUAAUUUUUAAUUAUAUGAUUUAAUUUUAGCCAUUGCUACUUCAGUAACUUUUAAUUAAAUCAUAAUACUAUGUUUUUAUAUGGGUUUUGAGUGCUGCAGUGAGGUGGCCAUUAAAGGCAGUGGAGAUGUCCUGUUUGAGAGCAAUAUGAUGCAGAGAAUUUGGAGCAUAGAAAUUAAACUGAUACAGGGUCACCAAGGAUAUAAUUCAGAGGGCUGAGGAGGAAUAGUUGCCAGAGAGGAUAGGAUGAUUAUAUAAAUUUGGAGUGGAAGAUAGAAAAGGUAUUUACCCCAGGAAUGGUUGGAAGGAGGAGAUUAUUAUUAUUAUUAUUAUAAUCAAAAAGAAGCGCUAAGCCACAAGGGCUAUACAGCGGAAGGAGGAGAUAAGAGAGGCUUUUGAGUUUUAGGGGCUUGAACAUCCAGCACAGGACAUUUGUACAAGUGAAUACAAACAAGUGGUUUUUAAUGAACAUGCUGUUCCAGGACUUGAGUCCUGGAGGUGGAAAGGGCAAUGCCUGAAUUCUGAAGGAGUGAUAGGGAUAUUGUGAGCAGAGGGUAAUCUGAUAUGUGACCUUAGCACACUUCUGGAAAAAUGACUAUUGAGUAAAUGUUGGUGAAUGUAUUUUCUUUAGGUCACCCUGCCUUGGUGGGAGAUGGCCAUCGAGUUAUAAAAUAAAUAAUUUAUAUACAAUGUAUACAUAUAAAUUAUUUUAUAACUCAGUGGCCAUCUCCUGCCAAGACAGGGUGACCCAAAGAAAACACAUUCAUCAACAUUCACUCAUUCACCUUCUUUCAGAAGUGCUAAUAAUUUAUGUAUUAUAUACACACACAGGCUUGAACUCUUUAAUUUGCUGGGUUAGGUUCCUGGGAGAUGACUCAAAUCAUGAAGCCAUGAAUAGGAAAUUUUGUAUAUCCUAGUUUUUUUUUAAUUAGCUGUUUCCCCAGGAAGCUAGGGUAAUCCAUGAAGGGAAACACAUUUAGUAGAUGUCUUGCCAGAGGUGCAGGUAACACAGUUCAGAUGCAUUGUCCUCCACACACCAGCACCCUCCUCUCCUUCCGAGUGUACAUACUGUAUUUCCCACUUCCAAGGCUCAGGUCCAGCAUCUCUUCAUAUUAAGUCUCUUUCACUUCCCUCCAACCCUUCCUGGAAUGAUCCCUACAUUUCUUGCUACCCUGUAUUUAUACACCCUCUUCACUACCUUAUUCUGCUUCAUCUUGAGUGGCCUCCACACUUGGCAUUUUGGAGUUUUGUAACUCCAAACAUUUCUGUGGCCCCAGUUCUGCACAUAAUGUUUAAACCACACAUUGCUCUCAACCAUGACAUCUCCACUUGCUUCCAACUUCAUUGAUGCAGUAUUUGAAGACCAUGCCUUCUCACAUGUGUUGUAUCGCUAUACAGUGGUACCCCCGAGUUUCGUACAUAAUUUGUUCCAGAAGGCUGUUCGACUGCCAUUACCAAACGAAUUUAUUCCCGUAAGGAAUAAUGUAAAUUAAGAUUAGUCUGUUUCAGACCUCCAAAAAUACACUUACAUAAUUGUCUGAGUUGGGAGCAGUAUGAAACUCAGGGUACCACUGUACUUUGAUAUAAUUCCCUUCCCCUCCUUACUUUCCACAGAUGCCUCAACACAUCCUUUCCCCUGCAUCUGUUCUAUGGUUUGCCUUGUUUAUCAGUUUAACAAUGAGAUGUUGAAAUAUUAAGAAAAAAAGUUUAUUUCUAUAAAUAUUGAUAUAUAUUUUAUUUUUUAAAGAAACUAUGAAUAUGAAAAGUUCAUCAAAAGCUAAAAGUUCAGGCAUUUUUUUUUUCCUCUGUAUACAAUAUAGUUUUCAGAAUUGCCCACAUAUUGGUUACCUUGUCAUUCAUAACAUUUAUCCAGUUGCUAUAAAUGAAUAAAAUGUCAGAACCAUUUCUGGAACAAUUUACCAAAAACCUGCACUUAAAAAGAACCAUGUGAUGAUUCAUUUCAUCCUGGACCAUUGUCAAGUCACAUGUUGAGAGUCUGCAAUGGUCCAGGAUGGACCAAAAGGUUGUCAGAGUUCUUCUAAGUGUAGGUUUUUUGUGCAUUACAAAUGUUUCAGUGAAAAGAGUUCUAUAUGCUUAGGUUAAGCACUAUUACAGCUUUUUCAGUGUAUAUCAUUUACAUAUUAGGUAAACAGGUCACUAUGCAAUGUGUGUGUAUAAUAUACAUAUAUACACACACAGUGGUACCUCGGAAUACGAACUUAAUUCAUUCCAGAAGGCUGUUCGAGUGCCAAUACUGAAUGAUUUGUUCCCAUAAGGAAUAAUGUAAAUUAGAUUAAUCCGUUAGACCCCCAAAAAUACAUUUACAAAAGCACUUGCAUAAAUGUUCGAGUUUUCAGCUGUUCGUGUCCCGAGGUACCACUGUAUACAUAUAUAUAUAUUCAAGCAGUGUCUUGCUCUUCUGACAUCGGGAUACCAUACAAUUUUCACGAGGAUAAAUUAUACACUAAUGUCUGUUC